Molecule: messenger RNA, 753 nt
Organism: Saprolegnia parasitica CBS 223.65
Lineage: Eukaryota; Oomycota; Saprolegniomycetes; Saprolegniales; Saprolegniaceae
Exons: 3
Coding region: 1-753 (250 amino acids)
Source: RefSeq, a predicted model, not a curated record
AUGGCGAGGGUCGUGCUGACGUCGCCGCCGCUCGUGGGCGUCAUCUUUGGCUACCAAUUUGGCGUCUACGAGGACGUCCGAUAUUGGUUUCUCAUGACAGCGUCCUUGCAGAUAUCGCCCGAGGACGAGUACGACAUGCGCGGUGACAAGACAGCGACGCGGCGCAUUCUGGCUUGCCGCCCGGACCUCGCGUCCGCCGAAGCCGUCGUCCUCGCCUCCCACUGCGCUCGCUUCGAGCUUUUGCACCGCGAUGGCUACGUGUGCUCGUCCAACGCCAUCCGGGCUGCCAUUGGUCGCGGCCACCUCGACGGUAUCCGCUUUCUCUUUGAGCACGGGGUCGCGCCACCGCGCAACUCGAUUGAAAGAGCCGUCGGCGACAACCAGCGGGAUAUUUUGGCGUACCUUCUCACUCUGGCCGACGCCGACGUGGAUGUUGAUGCCGCACUCGCGACAGCGCUACAUCACAUACUGCUUUGCGGUAGCAAUGUGGCGAUCGUCGACAUGCUCUUAGCGUCCGGUCGCACGUCGGUACCUCCUGGUGCUGUCCUCGCGGCGCUACAGAAGAGACACCUCAACUUGGCGCGCUGCCUCCUCUCGCACGGCGGCCUCCUCGACGUUGCCUCCGUUGACGCCAAGUUUUUUGGCCUCUUCGCCAACGACAUCGCACCACUUCUCGACCUCUUGCGCGAGUUUGGUAUCGACCUUCCGACUUCUGCCAAGUCACCGUGCGCCGUUUCGGAUUCCUCACGUUAG